Molecule: messenger RNA, 305 nt
Organism: Symbiodinium necroappetens
Lineage: Eukaryota; Dinophyceae; Suessiales; Symbiodiniaceae
Source: the annotation of a GenBank genome assembly
GAAAGGCAAGCUCUACGUGCGAAAUCAUGCGCCCGUUCCGGCCAUUGAGACGUCUGCAGAUCAUAUGAUCACCUUCGUGUCGGAGCAGGAGGAGGAGCUGGAUCUAACGCUGUGCCAGCUCCAAGGGCGCUUUCCACGCCACCGGAUCACCUCUGUCCUCCAAUGCACUGGAAACAGGGCAGCUGACAACAUCGCCGCAAAUGGUUAUGGCACCAGUGGCUUUGUGGGCGGAGACAGUGAACAUAUUGGCGCAGGGAUGCUUGGAAAUGCAUCAUGGUCCGGCUAUCGGCUGGAUGAUGUUUUGC